Messenger RNA from Protomyces lactucae-debilis, 791 nucleotides. RefSeq lists its product as uncharacterized. Lineage: Eukaryota; Fungi; Ascomycota; Taphrinomycetes; Taphrinales; Protomycetaceae. Gene Ontology annotation, molecular function: protein binding. The transcript is spliced from 2 exons. Bases 231 to 701 code for a protein of 156 amino acids. The record is from RefSeq and is a predicted model, not a curated record.
ACUAUUUUGUUUUGCUGCAAACAGGCCACCAUGACGCAAACGCAUGGUCAUGCGAAGUUAUUUGCUGAGAUUUCCGCGGCAGUAAUGCUGGACUAUCUGCUGUUUGGGGGCAGAGCAUCCUCAGAGAGGUGUGUUUGCAGCGUGGCGUCAUUGUUUUUCAAGCUCGCGAUCAAUAGACACUACCGAAGAAGUAGAGUCUGCGUGAGCUUGAUUUCAUCUUGAGAUGCUCUAUGAACUGGUCUGCAGCACGCAGUGAGCUGGUACGCGAGGCAAAUGGUUGGAUCGGUGUUUCGAGAUGCACUGCAUCGCCCGAAAUCAAACCUUCGCUGGCUGCAGCUGGGACAUACCCUGCUACAAGGCGAGGCGCCAUCGUUUGCCUUGCUUUGAAGAUGCUGCUCUCUCUUGAAGAUCUUCCAGAUGAGCUUCUCAUUGAGAUCUGCUCUAAUUGCACGCUUCAUGAUAUGUUCGCAUUGUCCAUGACAAGCUCCCGAAUGCGUGCGAUCAGUCAAGAGCUGCGGAAAGGCCUGCACUGCAUAAACGAGCUUGAGGAACAAUCUCUUUGGCACAAUUACUCCUUGAACCAUUAUAUUGUGCACGACCGCAUGCCCGGGCGUAUUCGCACGCACGCGAAGCACAAACCCUGGCAUCCAAGCCAGAAUGAGUCAGGCUGUCCACUGGAGUCAACGGCUCUGGUAUCUUAGCUCGUUGCUUGGCAUACUUCUACUAUGCGCAGUGCCCGGGGCGAGUUGUGACUGCUCCUCGUAUCGCCAACUUUCGCAAACUUGGAAGGA